GCUACACAUAAUAUCUGUGUCCUUGUGAGCCCUGACGCGUGACCUACACGACUAUUGGAGCUCUGCCACGUUGGCGUUUUGGCAAUUUUUGCUGGAGUAGGGGGCGCGUAAGGGCCGCAGCCCGGCACAUUAGCUCCUGGGGUCAUGAGGCUGGUCUCUCGCCACCUGUCGUCGCGCGCGCAGGGCCAAGUGGCCUCUCCAACCCUUAAACGGGCUCUGCAACACCCGGCCAGGUGGACGGUCCCUCAAUUUCCCCCGGCCACUCCGCACAGCCGGAGCCCUGCUACGGCAGCUCCCGGAGCCCCAGUUAGGCAAAUGAGCUCAGCGGCCAGCACAGCGCCUGCUGCGGCGGCGUCUGGGGCCUCUGCCGCAGCCGCCCCUGCUCCUUCCUCCGCCCUCACGUCCGAUCUCACCUCGGCACGCGUGGCGGUGAUGACUACCCCCGCCUGUCCCUACUGCCGCCGCGCCAAGGAGGCGCUGACGCAGGGAGGGUGGUCGUACGUGGAGGUUGACGUGGCAGCUGACGAGAAGCUGCGGCAGGCAGUGCGGGACGUGACCGGCAAGCGGACAGUGCCACAGAUCUUUGUGCGCGGGCGGGGUGUAGGCGGCUGUGAUGACCUGCUGGCCGCCAUCGCAGACGGCAGCUUCCAGCAACUGCUGGAGCAGCCGCAGCAGGGCCAGCAAGCGCACCACCAGGCGGCGGUGCCGGCGACGCUGCUGGAGGCGAUUGCGGCGGCGCGACAGCGGGCCGCAGAGGACCGCGAUGGCGGGGUCGCCGCAUCCGCCUCCAACUCGGGCGCCGCCGCCUCGCCGCACUCGCCCUCGGCGGCGCCGCAACGGCUGAAGGACCUGGCGGCGCGGAUGGCGGCGGUGCCCGUGAUGGGCGGCGUCCUGAGGCUGCCCAGGAAGAUCGGGACUCACACGCUGCAGGUCUUCAGCGCUCAGCAGCUGGCGCAGUGGCUGGCGGCGGCGGGCGAGCCCGACCCUCAGGCCACCGCCGCGCAGCUGCUGUCGUACAACAUCAUCACGCCCGCCGCCGCCAACCGCGCGGAGGCGGACCGGCUAGCCGCCAAACUGGCAGCGGCCGUGAAGACGGCGAGCAGCGGCAUCCACGGCGCCGAGGAAGUGCCGUUCGCGCUGACGUGUGAGGCGCCGGAGCCGGAGAGCGGCGAGGCGCUGAAUGUGCAGUUCUGGUGGCAGGGCCCGGCGCGGCCAGCCAACGAGGUGGCCACGGGCCUGCGGGAGCUCAUCCUGCGCCUGUACGACAAGCACCUGAGCGCUGACGGCCGCGCAGUGAGCUACGGCGCGCUGCGGUCCGACCCGCAGUUCCGCGAGUUUGUGACGGCCACCGCCGAGCUACAAAAGGUGGACCUGGCGCCGCUGUCGCGCGAGGAGCUCAUUGCGUUCGCCAUCAACCUGUACAACGCGCUGGUGGUGCACGCGCUGGUGGCGCUGCGCCUCACCCGCAUGAGCACGGCGCAGCGGGCCACCUUCUACAGCCGCACCGCCAAGUACGACAUCGGCGGCCUGGACUACACCGCUGACGACCUGGAGCAGGGGGUGCUGCGCGGCAACCGGGCCGGCGCCUCCAACCUGUGGAACCUGCUGGGGCUGCACGGCCUGGCAGGCGGCUUCUGGAAGAACGACAACCCGCGACUGGCCAAGGUUGUGCGCCCCAUGGACCCGCGCAUCCACUUUGCACUUGUGUGCGGCGCUAAGUCCUGUCCGCCCAUCCGCCUCUACUCGGCUGCCAACCUGGAGGAGGGGCUGGCGGCGGCGGCGGAGGCCUUCGUGGGCGGCGAGGUGGAGGUGGAUGUGGGCAAGCGGGAGGUGCGGCUGUCCAAGAUAUUCAAGUGGUAUGCAGUGGACUUCGGCGCCAACCAGGCCGAGCGACUGGCCUACGUGGCCAGCCUCAUGCAGCAGCCGGCGCGGGGGCAGUUGGAGGGGCUGCUGGCGGCGGCGGCGGCGGGCGGGCCACAGAUCCGCGUCUCGUACAAGGAGUACGACUGGAGCCUGAACGGCACGGACUGAGCGGCUUUGUUGAUUCUGAGAAUGGUGUGUUGUCUAGUUGCAUGGAUAUGUGAUGAUACUGGGCGUAUGUAUACUGAUGUCUGAGUUGCAAAGUUGGCCGGGAUGGUGCCAUGGGGGGGAUUCGAACGUACAACAUGGUUGAGGAAUGGAGUUCGGUCAGCCGGGGUCAUCCGUAAGCGCGGAGUCAAGUCCAUCUUCGCAUACUUGUCGAAGAAUGGACAGUAGCUUACAUGCAUGUGGGCCUGGCCGGAUCAGGGCGUUGGCUGUUUGCCUGAGAUGGUUACCUGAGGGAGUUAUGAUAUCAAGAAUGCGGAUGUUACAGAGGGGACAGUCCCAGCACCCGAAGACGCCGAGCCAUCACAUGCUAUCAGGGCCCAACAUGACUCCACCAACCCCGACUUUGCUGCAAACCCUCCCGCGGGCAAAGUCCGUGUGACUCCGCGCACAGUGCGCAUCGGCUAUGCUAUCCGCGCGGUGUGGCGUCGCAUUGAGUCUGUGUGGUGCUAUCGCCUUGGCCGGGCGCCCGGAGCGUGAGGAAUGCGCGUCAGCAAAACAUCGACACAACCUGCCAGCUACCGUCGGUACAGGAACGCAGCGCAUUGAUCAGGGCCGCACGCCUGGUCCGCAGCACAGGUGUGGUGGUGGCGCCUUACCUGACGUCCGUAGGGUGUGCACUGCGCAAGGAGCAACUCGGAGCUUUCGAAGGGUUUCGAGCAGCAGGGCUGAAGCCCCGAUGGAAGGGAGGGGCGGGCAUUCGGUGCCGAGGCACCUAAUCACCUAGGCUGACGGGCUAGCAGUUGACGUAGUUGGCAUUGAGUAGUACAGUCGAACACGCCUAACUUCGUUGCGCAAAGUAAGUUUCCCGGCGUUAUAAGGGCCCACCGGCCCGGGCCACUGGUACUUACGGGGACAGGAUAGCACGCAUGCUCGUGCACACCACCUUGUAACCAACAACAACA
Molecule: messenger RNA, 2990 nt
Organism: Chlamydomonas reinhardtii
Lineage: Eukaryota; Viridiplantae; Chlorophyta; Chlorophyceae; Chlamydomonadales; Chlamydomonadaceae
Exons: 10
Coding region: 316-2031 (571 amino acids)
Source: RefSeq, a predicted model, not a curated record